Capsella rubella is the source of this 1663-nucleotide messenger RNA. Its product is annotated as protein trichome birefringence-like 21. Gene Ontology annotation, cellular component: Golgi apparatus. The transcript is spliced from 2 exons. The record is from RefSeq and is a predicted model, not a curated record. Gene Ontology annotation, molecular function: O-acetyltransferase activity. Lineage: Eukaryota; Viridiplantae; Streptophyta; Magnoliopsida; Brassicales; Brassicaceae. Bases 3 to 1637 code for a protein of 544 amino acids.
GGAUGACCACGAGCUCACCAUUAUACACCAUAUAUACAUACAUAUUUAUGAUCAUCCCGGACACCAUUGUCUCGAAGCAGACAAUGGAGCUUCCUUUGUUUGCAAUCCUUCAAAGGACACCACGAGUUGCAGUUACAUUAGCUUUUGUUCUAUUUCUCCUCACUAUAGUCCCUGCUCUAUAUUCUCUACUCGCAAAUCCAAUCUUACCUCUAUCAAUCUCAUCAUCUGAAACAGAUCGUUCCCCUUCAGUCAACCAUAUACAUUACAGUAAUCAUAAUUUUUCAUCAAAUCAGAUUCAUUCACCCCUUCCCGCUCCACCCAACCAUACGCCUUCACGACAUCGAAAAUCUUCUUUCCAUCGGAUUCCUACACCUGAGAGUGGUCCCAUUCCCUCUCCAACCAAUCCCACACCUUUAACACAACAAAGUCCUUCAUCCAAUCAGAUUCUUUCACCUAAGAGUAGUCCGAUUCCUGCUCCACUCAAUCAUUUGUCUUUAAGGCAUCGGAAUUCUUCAUCCAAUCAGAUUUCAUCAUCUGAUGAUCAUUCAUCCCCGGUCACUACAUCACCAGCAAGGACGCGGAUCAGAGAUGAUGAGCAAAAGUGUGAUCUUUUUUCCGGGGAAUGGGUGCCAAACGAAGAAGCUCCAUACUACACCAACAUGACUUGUUGGGCAAUACAUGAUCACCAGAACUGCAUUAAGUAUGGGAGACCAGACACUGGGUUCAUGAGAUGGAGAUGGAAGCCGGACAGCUGCGACCUCCCCAUUAUUGAUCCUCAAGUAUUCUUGGAAAUGGUGAGAGGGAAAGCCAUGGGGUUUGUAGGUGAUUCCAUUAGCAGAAAUCAAGUGCAAUCUCUCUUGUGCCUUCUCUCUAGGGUAGAAUAUCCUGAAGAUAUUUCUCCUUCACCAAAUACAGAUUUCAAAGUAUGGAAUUACACAUCAUAUAACUUUACUCUUCAUGCCAUGUGGUCACCAUUUCUAGUGAAGUCUACUAAACUUGACCCUACAGAUCCGAAGUCCAACUUCUUCAACCUGUACCUCGACGAGUAUGACACUGAGUGGACGAGUCAGCUCGACUACCUCGACUACCUGGUUAUAUCAUCCGGCCACUGGUUUUACCGACCGGUUAUUUUCUAUGAAAAUCGACAAAUCUCUGGGUGCCAAUACUGUGGGUUACCAAACACUACUGAAUUGCCUUUGGACUAUGGAUACAGGAAGGCUUUAAGAAUAUCUUUAAAAGCUAUACUCGAAAAAUUCAAGGGUCUGGCAUUUUUAAGGACUUUUUCUCCUCAGCAUUUCGAAGGUGGGCCUUGGAACAAGGGAGGGGACUGUGUAAGGACACGACCUUAUAGAAGAAAUGAGACUAUAGCCGAAGGUGCAGAUCUCAAGGUUCAUGACAUUCAACUGGAGGAAUUUAGAGCUGCAGAAGAAGAAGGGAGGAAGAAGAAGGGUUUGAGACUACAAUUAAUGGACAUGACACAGGCAAUGCUAUUGCGACCAGAUGGGCAUCCUGGGAGAUAUGGCCAUCUACAGAAUGCGGAGGUGACUUUAAGAAAUGACUGUAUUCAUUGGUGCCUGCCUGGACCUAUCGAUAAUUGGAAUGAUAUUUUACUACAAAUGAUGAAGACGGAGAACUAGAAAGCAUCCCUCAAGAAUGAGUAGAA